CACAGUACUGAAUAUUGAAAAUUGAAAACAACACCACCCACUUUUUCUCUCUCUUCUUCUUUUCCCCCCUUUCACUUUCUCUCUCUAAAAACCUAGCUAUGGCGCUUCCUCAUCACCAUCUCCAACUACACAUUCAACAACAACAACCACAUCAGCAACAGCAACAGUCCAAAUCUUACAGAGAUUUGUACAAUAAUAUGGAUGGUCAGAUAACAACCCCAGUUGUUUAUUUCAAUGGCUCUAAUCUUCCUGAACAGUCUCAACACCCUCCUUAUAUACCUCCCUUUCAAGUAGUGGGGUUGGCUCCUGGUACAGCUGAUGAUGGAGGGUUGGAUUUGCAGUGGAAUUAUGGGUUGGAGCCAAAGAAGAAGAGGCCUAAGGAGCAAGAUUUUAUGGAGAAUAACAACUCUCAAAUAUCUUCUGUUGAUCUGUUGCAGCGGCGAUCGGUGUCCACUGGCUUGGGGUUGUCUCUGGAUAACGGACGCUUGGCUUCGUCGUGUGACUCAGCGUUUCUAGGGCUUGUGGGUGAUGAUAUUGAGCGAGAAUUGCAGAGACAAGAUGCUGAGAUUGAUAGAUAUAUCAAAGUUCAGGGUGACCGCUUAAGGCAAGCUGUUUUGGAGAAGGUUCAAGCUAAUCAGAUUCAGGCUAUCACCUAUGUUGAAGAGAAGGUCCUUCAGAAACUUCGCGAAAGAGACACAGAGGUUGACGAUAUCAACAAGAAAAACAUGGAACUUGAGUUGCGGAUGGAACAAUUGGAUUUGGAAGCGAAUGCUUGGCAACAGCGUGCCAAAUACAAUGAGAACUUGAUUAACACACUUAAGGUAAAUCUACAACAUGUUUAUGCACAGAGCAGAGAUAGUAAAGAAGGUUGUGGUGACAGUGAGGUAGAUGACACAGCAUCAUGCUGUAAUGGACGGGCUACAGAUCUCCACCUGCUUUGCCGGGAUAGCAAGGAAAUGAAGGAGUUGAUGACGUGUAGGGUCUGUAGAACCAAUGAAGUUUGCAUGCUAUUGUUACCAUGUAAGCAUCUCUGCCUGUGUAAAGAGUGUGAGAGUAAGCUUAGUCUUUGUCCCUUGUGUCAGUCCACUAAGUAUAUAGGUAUGGAAGUUUACAUGUAGUUGGAUAUUGUGCAUCUAAUGUACAUGUCGUGGCCAACAUUUAUGCCAUCUGUCCUGGUCAACUGACUUGUUGUAUAAAUUUUUACCCCACCUAAAUAUUUUGGAAAACUUACUUAGAAAUUCUUGGCAGUCUAAUUGUCAUUUAGGGUUCUUGGAUGGAAUGACAAUUAUUGUCUUGUCUGAUGUUACAUUUCCUUCAGAACCAGUAUGUAUUGAUGUCUAUAUCAUGGUAACUAUUGUGUAAUGACAUAUAUUCUCUAUAAGCAAACAUUGUGUAAUGGAAUACUCUCUAUAAGCAA
Messenger RNA from Solanum stenotomum, 1417 nucleotides. Its product is annotated as probable BOI-related E3 ubiquitin-protein ligase 2. Gene Ontology annotation, molecular function: ubiquitin-protein transferase activity. NCBI's taxonomy places the organism in Eukaryota, Viridiplantae, Streptophyta, Magnoliopsida, Solanales, Solanaceae. The transcript is spliced from 4 exons. The record is from RefSeq and is a predicted model, not a curated record. The coding region runs from base 99 to 1118 and encodes 339 amino acids.